Molecule: messenger RNA, 2060 nt
Organism: Biomphalaria glabrata
Lineage: Eukaryota; Metazoa; Mollusca; Gastropoda; Planorbidae
Product: tubulin beta-4B chain-like
Exons: 8
Coding region: 232-1572 (446 amino acids)
Biological process (GO): mitotic cell cycle; microtubule cytoskeleton organization
Cellular component (GO): cytoplasm; microtubule
Molecular function (GO): GTP binding; GTPase activity; structural constituent of cytoskeleton
Source: RefSeq, a predicted model, not a curated record
AUGUGACGUGUACACAACUCCGGACAUAGAAACGACACAAAAACAAAACAGCAACAAGCCAAACAUUUCCUAGAUCAAGUUUUACUUUCUACUUUGUAUAUAAUUCAACAGAUCUAAUCUAGAUCUAGUCACAACACAAAAAGACAGUCCAGUGAGGAAAGAAAGAAGUCGCCCUAGAACUGACCAAUUAAGUUCCUGCGCCUGUAAUAGUCCUCUUGUUUGGAGACAGAAAUGAGAGAGAUAGUACAUUUUCAGGUUGGACAAGGUGGUAAUCAAAUUGGUGGCAAGUUUUGGGAGGUGGUAUCGGACGAACAUGGCAUUGACCCGACGGGGACCUACCAUGGAGACAGUGACCUACAGCUGGAAAGAAUCAACGUGUACUACAACGAGGCUACUGGGGGGAAGUACGUACCCAGGGGUAUACUAGUGGACUUGGAGCCAGGCACAAUGGACAGCAUUCGAUCUGGACCGUUUGGUCAAAUCCACAGACCGGACAACUUUAUCUUUGGUCAGUCAGGGGCAGGGAACAACUGGGCUAAAGGACAUUAUACUGAAGGGGCGGAGCUUGUUGACUCUGUCCUUGACGUGGCACGAAAGGAGGCGGAGUCUUGCGACUGCUUACAAGGCUUCCAGCUGGCUCACUCCUUGGGUGGAGGCAGUGGAUCGGGUCUCGGCACUCUGGUCAUAAGUAAGGUCAGAGAAGAAUAUCCAGACAGAAUUAUGACCACAUACUCUAUAGUACCAUCCCCAAAGGUAUCGGACGUUGUAGUCGAGCCUUACAAUGCGACACUAUCGAUACAUCAACUGGUAGAGAACACAGAUAUGACCUACGUCAUUGACAAUGAAGCACUUUACGACAUUUGCUUUAGGACCCUCAAGCUGACCACCCCCACAUACGGUGACCUAAACCAUCUGAUCUCAGCUGCCAUGUCUGGCAUCACCACUUGCCUCCGAUUUCCUGGUCAGUUGAACUGCGACCUGCGAAAGAUGUGUGUCAACAUGGUACCCUUCCCGAGGCUGCAUUUUUUCAUCCCCGGUUUUGCCCCCUUGACAUCCCGUGGUUCUCAGCAGUAUCGCGCCAUCACUGUACCCGAGCUGACCCAGCAAAUGUUUGACGCCAAGAAUAUGAUGGCAGCCUGUGACCCACGACAUGGACGAUAUCUGACAGUUGCCUGUAUGUUUAGGGGAAGAAUGAGCACUAAAGAAGUGGACGAGCAAAUGCUGAAUGUCCAAAACAAAAACUCUUCCUAUUUCGUCGAAUGGAUUCCAAACAACGUCAAAACAGCAAUGUGCGACAUACCGCCCAGAGGGCUCAAGAUGUCAGCCACGUUUGUCGGCAACACGACUGCCAUUCAGGAAUUGUUCAAACGCAUCUCUGAACAGUUUACUGCCAUGUUUAGGAGGAAGGCGUUUCUUCACUGGUAUACUGGAGAGGGCAUGGACGAGAUGGAGUUUACAGAGGCGGAGUCCAACAUGAAUGACCUGGUGUCCGAGUUUCAGCAAUACCAAGACGCCACUGCAGAAGAAGAAGGAGAGUUUGAGGAGGAAGAGGAAGAAGGCGAGGCAGCUUAACAUUUUACUGACAGACAAACUGACAGACUGACUGACUGUUCUUUUAUUUUUAGAUUGCAAUGCUCUUGUUAUCUACUGUGUAGACCUCAGAGUAACAAAGUGCAGUGCAUAGAAAAUGUGGACUACAGCAACAAAUCAAAAGUUCUUAAUUUUUAAUUUGUGAAAGUGUAGAUCUAGAUUUCUUCGAGCGUAGUAAUUCUCAUUUUAGGCGUAGCUUUUUUUUUACGCCAAAGACUGAAAAGACGACGGACAUUUAUACAAAUAUAACAUGACUGUAAAGAUAUAUCAUUUGAUUUUAUUCCAUUGAUAGCUUUGUUUUUAGAUGAAUACCUGACUAUACGGCAUUUUAAUGAUGCAAUUUGAUUGACUUUCUAUUUACAGUUAUGUAUACUUCAUUAUUUCUACUUAUUAUAUGUUUACAUUUGUAGCGUUUUACUGAAAAGUAUAUUACCCAAUGACUUGAAUAUAAUAUAAUAUAUAAUAAACAA